Messenger RNA from Cynoglossus semilaevis (tongue sole), 7208 nucleotides. RefSeq names its product mitochondrial E3 ubiquitin protein ligase 2 (gene mul2). Lineage: Eukaryota; Metazoa; Chordata; Actinopteri; Pleuronectiformes; Cynoglossidae. Gene Ontology annotation, molecular function: ubiquitin-protein transferase activity. The transcript is spliced from 6 exons. Gene Ontology annotation, biological process: protein ubiquitination; organelle organization. The record is from RefSeq and is a predicted model, not a curated record. The coding region runs from base 152 to 1201 and encodes 349 amino acids.
CGCAUGGGCAAACAACGUCACCGGUUAUUACGCUACCACUGUAGGUAUCACGUGACACGCACAACUCCCUUGUAUCGAAAUGAGGAGUUGAGACGUUUUACUUUUUCCUGACAGAUUCUGCCCAUGCAGCAGACACAGGUGACUGAAGACGAUGGAUGGAUUUUCCAUGAGAAUUCCAGAGGCCGUGUGUCUCGGUGCCAGCCUUACCCUUUCAGGCAUCUGCUUUUAUCUGUACAGGAAGAGUCGGACAACAGUUGACAAACUUGAUGAUGCACCACAUUUCCCUAUAGACAGAAAUCUCAACGACAUUUUGAAAGUAACUCCAGGAGCAUGUCUACAAUAUGUGGUCAUUGAAGGUGCUGUGCAACCAGUAGGCGAGACUCUUGUAAGUCACUUCCACAAAGAAAUUACUGGUGUGUUGCAGAAAUACCUUUUGAGACAACAGCGCCUGGUGUGGAAUCCUUUUUCAAGAACUUGGACAGACAGUGAGAAAAUAACACUGCAGAGAAUGAAUGAAGUGCCCUUCGUCUUAGUGGGUUCAGAUCAGACAGCAGUUAAAGUCCUGUGUCCUGUGCAAGCCUCUGGAACCCAUAUGGAGAUCAUCCACGAGAAGUUUCAUCAGGUUAAUUACAGCUUAGGUGACAUCGUAGGACAGUACCUCACUGGGGAGAAACUUAAAGGACAACUGGAGACUGAAGAAAUGCUCAAGGUGGGUAAAACUCUGACCGGUGUUGGUGAGUUGAUCAUGGACACAGACGGCUCCCUCAAUCUCCGCCCUCCUUCUAAUAGCUCACAUUACUUUUUGAGCAUCAUGGACUUUGACACUCUGAAACAGGAGCAGAAGGAUAUGGUCCUUUGGUGGAAGAUGGUAGCCAUCGCCUCCGUCGUAGUGGGUGCAGCGGUCGUCUUCUCGGUCGGUUGGCGCUACUACAAACAUCUAAAACACAGACGAAAUCUCGAGCAGGCCCGCAAGGAAUUUGAAAGACUGACAGCUGAAGCCUCUGGAGCACCUCCUGCUGGAGCAGCAGAUGAUCUCGUAGAGAACGCCUGCAUAAUUUGCCUCAGUAAUCAACGAAACUGCAUCCUGCUUGACUGUGGCCAUGUUUGCUGCUGCUUCAGCUGCUACCAGUCUCUGCCACGACACCUGUGUCCCAUCUGUAGACAGGACAUCAGGAGAGUGGUGCCACUGUAUCAUGUGUAAAACACCUCAAAUCUAAAAGCUGCAUCUUUAAUCUCCUCAUUGGUUUGAAGGACGUUAAUCAACAUACUGUAUAAAGUUUAUUUAAAAUAAUCAGUAAUAAAGGACAGUGUCAUUUUUGAGGUAAAUAAUUGUGCAAAUAAAUGUUCGUGCUGAAAACGUUAUUUUUCUACAUAACCCUGUGCCUACAUUGGUAGGUUAGGUAACUGCUGCUGCCUCUGUGUGACGGUACUGUAUGUAAAUAACAUUCCUGACAUAAGGUGAUUUGUUGACAGAAUAUUAUGUUUAUCAGGACUUGGAUGCAGUGUGUGAAAAACUUUAUUGGUAAAAUAAAAUCGAUUUAUAUUAACAUUCUAUAAUUUUUCUAUAUAAAAUUAUAUAAAUAUUACCAUUAAUAUUAAUAUUUUUUCCUAUGUUAGCACAUUUCCCAGAUAUCCUGGUUGUAAACAUUCAUACAUGUACCACCGUUGUACGUGGCCUAUGUAUUUACAAACUUGCAGUGAGUUGCAGUAAAUGCACACUAUAACUACUUAACAUCAGGAAGUGCUUUAUUCCUGAAUAGACGUGUUAUUCACAUUACUCUCCCAGUGACAUUAAUGAGUAGCAUUAGCACACACUCACACACACACACACAAUCACAAAGUGCUUGUUGACAACACCUGGUGUUUAAAAGGAUUUUGGUGUGGUGAGUCACGUGCCGUGCUAUUUCUGUCAUUCUGACAGUCGGUGAAAAGACUUGAAGGGCUGCAGACAGAUGGAAAGCAAAGAGGCACCCAUGUGUGUUUGGCUUGGUGGAGGUAAAGGAGGGCGGUGCAAGGUGAGGAGUGGGGCAUCGGGGCUGAGUGUGGGGUGUAAAUAGAGCAGGUGGGCGACAUAGGAUCCCAUAAAUCUUCCUCAGCAGUCAUAAGGGCUCACACUGACACAUUCUUUAUGAGCCCUCUCAGCAGAACAGCAGAUGUGUCUCUCGGGGAACAGACUAUUUCUGUAGCAGCCACAGACUUCAGACAGCAUGGAUGAGAGCAAUUAGAUGAGAUGAGAGGGUUUAGAUGUGUUGACUUCAGAGAAAUUAAUGAUUUGAAUUGGAUUAGGAGAGAGAGUUUUUCUCACAUAGGCCUAUAGGGACGUAAAUGCUUUAAAAAGUACAUUCAAACAUAAUAUAAUGUUUGGCACCGUAAAAAUUAGUCAGUCUGAACUGGGAUAAGAAUUUGAUAUUUCUACCACAAGGUGUCCACAUUUGUUCACUCACAAGCUGCAGCACUGGACUGACUGUGAGGGAGAACAGACGACUGAAAGACUUCUAUCAGCUUUUCAAAUAAAACCAUUGCUUUGUAUUGAGCAUUUGUUUGUUUGUGCAAUUUAUUUCAAAUAUGCAAAUAGAACAUGGCUUCUUGACUACCAUCAAAAGACAUGAUCUAAUUUACAAGGGCAUUACAACUCAUACAGUAAGGACACUCGUAUAUAUAAAAAAAAAACAAAACAUUUUUUACCUUGCUGAUGUCUCACAGCUUAAUAUUACUAGAUGCACUUCCUGAUGUCAUCCUCUAGGGGCUGGAGUAUGAAAAACAAUCUAUGUUUAGGAUCCCCCCUGAGGAACACCAGGGCACAAAGUUGGAUUAUAAAUCCAAUGGUUAAAUGGAACACAGGCUCCCAAACCGAAAUAGAACAUAUAUGAUAUUUCUAUAGCAUAAUGUCAACUGUAAUUGUAUAAAGUUAAGCCUAAAUCAUAUUCCUCACCUCUGUGUUUUAUUUAUUUAGGGACUUAAUUUUGUUUAGGACUUAACAUAACAGAAAAAUAAGAGUUUCUCUCUUUGAAACUCCGAUCCUUGACAAUUCAGUCACAAUGCCUUCAUUUGAAUGACCUGUGACGUGACAGGCACAUGAUUAUCAAAAGCCUUGUCUCUAUUUGUGUGUGACUCAGAUCAGUGGGAUGGGGUGGAGUGUGCUUUGACUUUGGCUGUCAGACAUUAGCAGACGCUCCAGCAGACAACAGGGAGAUGUGGUUUCUCAGGAGGGAGCGCCAUCACAGCAUGCAACAGUCCCUGACGCCAAUUACCGCUGUCACCCAUCUGCUUCGACCGUGCAGCCAUAACAUAAGACAAAUGACCUACUUCCCAGCAGAGGCGUAACCACACAGGGACUUUUUUUUAUCAACAAACUGAUCCUGGGUUGGUCCCAUACAAACACUGGUCUGUUCGGCUCUCCAAGAUAAGCAGAUUAUGUAGGAUUGGUUUUGAGUCGGCCAUUUCUUUUCAAUAGAAGGACAACAGUGGACUUACAAUAGAGACAUUGAAAAUUAAAAAUCAGACUUCAACCCUAACUCGAACAUGUAUCACAAAUGUUCACAGUGAAAUAUAACCUCUGUUAACUUACAAACGUCAACGUUGAGACAUAACAUCCAAUAUGACUGCAAAACACGAUAGGUUAUUGACUGGUUAAAUAACAAAAAAAUCCCUAGCUAUAAAUACCAAGAGACAAUGACAGAUAUACACUGAGAUUGUCCCAGUUAUGCAGGGUCACGAUGUAAUUCUGCUACUAAUAAGACGAUCCAUAAGUGAGGAAGUAAGGGCUAAAAAUGCCUGUCUCAGCAAAACAUUUUGAAUUUGUCUUUGAGAGUCAGUAAGACAGCGGAAGGACACAUCCCUGACUUUGGCCACAGUAUUGAUGUAAAUUGACUCAGUCAAUAAAUACGGAGCAGCGUCAUGACUUAUUUAGAUUUGUUUUUGAGCUCAAGGUGGAAAAGGAUCAUUAGGGUGAGAGAUAAUAAUUUACCUUAAGGUCAGGGGUUCAAUCCCUGGGUAUUCUUAGUGAGGUUUUUCACAAAAGUCUGAUUAUCGAAUUGCUUUUUGUCCACAGUGUAGCCUUAAAGACAAACAGACAAAAUUAUAAUAAGCCAAUAAACACCCGUCAGUUCCAGUUACACUGAGUAUUUGUCCUCAGCCAGUGAUCUACAGGCUGGAGCUCUGCCAAUGUUCUUACAAUCUUUUUUGGAGGGGAGGGUGUUUAUGUGGGAAAACAAACAGCAUUAAUCUUUGUGACGUCAGUUCGUUUCACAACUGCAGCUGGUGCGUCUUUCUGCUUAUGCUCUCAGUUACAUUUUUAGCCUUUUUAUGAUACCUGCUCCCCCCCUUCUCUCCCGCUCUCUCCCUCUCUCACACACAAACACACAGAACUGAUACACAAAACAAUUGAUCCUGGCUCUGAGUUGCAGGCCUGUUAGCGGUGUUUUUCCUCAGCUAGUGCUUCUCAAGGAGCAAAGUGUGUGUAAAUUUGGUAGAGCUUGUUCUGCCCUGGGGGAGAACAUGGGGAGAGGGGUAAGUGACUCAGCACACUGAAAUUAUUUGUAAUUGGAGGCAGCGCUUCAGGAGCACACACACACACACACACACACACAGGGGUGUUUUCGUUAGAUAUUAUGCCAGUCAGUUUCAAGGCCAGAUCGUUGACAACUGCUGUCGACUAGAGAGGAAUCAAAGGUCACUCGAACCAAAGUGUGACCAAAUGAGGGGCCUUUACUUUCAAGUCCGCUACCUUAGAGGCAGUGCAUUAUCAGAGGCUUAGGUAAGACAGAAAAAAAAAACCCAGCAGCUUUUUUAAAAAUAGUGAUCCUACCAUGUCAGGUGGGAUCUCUCCCUCCGCUGUCUAACUUUGUCACGGAGCAAUGUCGUCAUGUGAAUUCACUGGCCCCUGCUUGAACCGGGCUGCAUUAAUCAGAUGCUCUAUGUGUCGACAGCCAGUAGCUGCUACUUUAUGGGCAGUCGAAGCUUUGUGAGUCAUCUUGGAAGAAAUUACAUUUAGACAGAGUAGUAGGUGCAUGAUUUAUGGUGGAGUGACGAUCGAAGACAGAGACAAAUCAAAUCCAAUCUGUUUCCUUCCCAAACCACAAAUUCACAAAUUCACUUUACAAUCUUUAUGUGAUACAGACGACACCUGACCUAAAACCCUAACCUUUAUACAGUAAGAAACAACCCCCAGACCAAAAAAAAUGAAAGAAGAGGUGAAGAAUUAAAGAAGAAAGGUUUGGCAUUGUGUAUCAGUAUCUGAUCAUAAUUCUUGCAACUCAUUCCAUAAUUUUGCAAAUGUUGCUAAUGGCACUCCUUGAAACGCAGCCAUAAGCCAUUACAGCUCAUAUACAUAAUAUUUAAGAACUGUAAAUGCCAUGGCUGACAUGGCCUUUUUGAUGAUAUGUUACAAAUAGCAAUAUUCUAACAAACACUUCUAAAACCUGUUGUUGAUGCUCAAGAAAAAGUCUUAUUAUUUUGCGUGCCGUUACUACUACCUUAAUACUGCUCUUGAGCUACAGGUCCACGUUGUGUCUCUUUGUGAACCAGGGAUUCCCAGGCAGCACUUCAGCAGAGGUUUUUCCAUGUUUAUAGUCCGGUCAGCUGGUCCAAGCUGUUAAACCAAGGUUGAUCUAAUAAUAAACAUUCUGUCGCUUUAAUAUUCUAGCGUUUAUGAUGCACCAUAUGCUGUUAGGACAGCAGGUUGUACAAAUGUUGUCAAACAGCAGGGGAAAUUUACCGGACAUUGGACAGAGUUAAUAUAUUAAUCAGCUCUGUCCGUGGUGCUGAAAUGAUGCACAUCGAUUUACCUGAACCAAACAGGACUGGCCCAAGAAACCAUCAUGCUUAUGUAAUAGUAAUGUCAUUUCAUUUCAAAGUAGAAAGUAUAAGUAAACAUAUAUUUAAUAAAAAGAUGACAGAGCUCCUUAUGAUGUCACGCAUACAGAACAUAAUGCCUUGGAGAAAAUCCUAUGUCCUCUGAAUGACUCUGGGCUUGCAGACAUUAUCAAGGUUAUUGAACUGAAUUCCAAGAACAGAGUUUGACAGUGGCACCAGACCCAAGUCUCUGACAGGUCUUUUUAUACAAAUGUACGGAGGUCUGAGAAUUCAGGUUGUCCUACAGAAGAGUGUCUACAUUUACUGACUCACUGACUUACUGAACUGAAUGUUCAGAAUAUUCAGCAGCACUCCUCAAGGCAGGUGCUGGCACCGACAUGUCCUUCCAAAAGAAAGAAUACAGAACAGAGACAAAUCAGUCUGAUUUAGAGGUUACCUUUGAAGCUGAAUCUUAAAAUGGAAUAAUGCACUGUCAUGGUCAUCUACUGGAUGUCUCAGCAUCCUGUAUGAAAAUGUUUUCACCUUGUUCAGACCUUUGGCUUUAUACAGAACAUGUGUGUGUUUACAUACUUAAUUAUAAUAUCUAAUACCUGUUAUCAGUAUGUGUUAGCGUUUUCUGCACCUCUGUCUUGAGUAGAAGUGGAGUUGUUUCUUUCUUUCUGUAAACUUCCAUUCCUAUGAAGGACUUUUACACCUCUUAUUUUUCAGACAGUUGAAUCACAGACAAAACAAGGCAUUAACUAGCGUCUAGCCAGGUGUUCUAGAAUCCUUAGACACAUUUUAUUACUUUUCUGUAACAUUUCAUCAUGUUACAGAAUCGCUCAUCAUUUCCCUCUGCCUCAGUUCCUGAAGCGCUGUCAUAUUGUGACACUUUCUUCAUACCAUCCUUGUGAGGACUGACUGUCUGUGUCUCUGUGUUAAUGUAACUACGUUCACCUGUGCCGUGGGUUUUUCUUGUACUUCAGUCUCACUCCUCUGACCCAGUUCAUUUAAAGUUCUUACCAAAACAACAGAGAAAUUAAUUUGAUGUUUCUGAUUGUUUUAAAAAUACAAAAAGGCAAUUUUGUUUCUAGCCUGAUGGUGUCGCUCUUGGCCCUCUACUACUGGAAGUCAAAACACACACACAGACACAAAUACACACAGACGCACACACACACACACAGUGCUCUUCAAACCCGGAUGGAUGACUUCAUCCCUCAGCCUGGGUUUCCUUUAUGAUCCCGGGAUCUCCCACUUCCCUCAGCAGACUCCAUCCAGCAGCAGUGAAGAGAACAUCUCACUCCUUCACCUCCUCUCUCCCUCACUCUUUCUCUCCUUCUGACACACACAUACAUACACACACACACACACACGCACAUAUACCAGCGUCUCUACCUGCAACUGCAACACAUUCA